Ictalurus furcatus (blue catfish) is the source of this 1216-nucleotide messenger RNA. It is a transcript of the gene taf10, whose product is annotated as TAF10 RNA polymerase II, TATA box binding protein (TBP)-associated factor. Gene Ontology annotation, molecular function: promoter-specific chromatin binding; RNA polymerase II general transcription initiation factor activity. NCBI's taxonomy places the organism in Eukaryota, Metazoa, Chordata, Actinopteri, Siluriformes, Ictaluridae. Gene Ontology annotation, biological process: transcription initiation at RNA polymerase II promoter. Bases 248 to 961 code for a protein of 237 amino acids. The transcript has 7 exons. Gene Ontology annotation, cellular component: nucleus; SAGA complex; transcription factor TFIID complex. The record is from RefSeq and is a predicted model, not a curated record.
UCCGCACCGUUUACGUCGCGGAAAUGUUAACGCUGCUGACGUCAUACAACUUCCUCGAACAAAACAGAUAGGAGGGAUAGAUACAACAGGGAAGUUUUGUUUUACGUGAAAGGUCAGAGUUUACAUUAUUCACUGAAAAAAAAUCGCGCGUGGAACGAAAUAUCCAGUUAUUUAGGCGUAAUUUGUUUGUUCGGUGUUGUGGAAGCGCCUCGGUUCAGAGAGUUGUGUGAAUCCCUGCGCUGAUAACAUGAAUGUCGAUGCUGCACAGGCGGCGUCGAGCGGAGCAGCGAGCACAAACUCCUCAACCCCGAGCAGCAGCAACUGUGUCCCUAACAGCAACUCCGCCGCUAAUGUCAGCAGUUUACCUCCAACUGGCAGCACUAAUGAAUCUCCGGGUUGUUUGUGUAGAGCUUACUCUGAUCUGAUUGGUCAGAUGUUCCCGUGUGUUCUGAUUGGUCUACAACUGUCAGAUUGUUUCAAAAAUGGAACCAUGUUUUCAUUCACAAACAACUAUGUAACACACUACAUGAAAGUUCCAACCUCAGCUGCCAUGGCAACACCAUCAUCAGACUCUGUGUCCAACGGGCUGUACGUGCCCACGGGAUUAGCCAACGGUGAUGUGAAGCCUGUCAUCUCAAGCACGCCAUUGGCUGAUUUCCUGAUGCAGCUGGAAGACUACACCCCCACAAUCCCAGACGCGGUCACAGGAUAUUAUCUCAAUCGAGCAGGAUUUGAAGCAUCAGAUCCGAGGAUAAUCCGUCUGAUCUCAUUGGCGGCUCAGAAGUUUGUCUCGGACAUUGCUAAUGAUGCACUUCAGCACUGUAAAAUGAAGGGUACUGCAUCUGGAAGCUCCCGGAGCAAAACAAAGCAGGAUAAGAAGUACACACUGACGAUGGAGGACCUGACUCCGGCUUUAUCCGAGUAUGGCAUCAAUGUUAAAAAACCCUACUACUUCACGUAAAAAACGAACAUCCUGAAACGAACUGCUGAAAGUAACAUGGCUCCAUAAAUAGGUGUCCACACAGUAGAGACCUGACUUUUUAACAGUGAAAACCUUUGGUCCAUGUGACACAGAGAAGGCUGUAUGUGUGUGUUUUUUUCCUUUUCAUUUAUUUAGCAAUUUAUUUUAAGUUUUUGUUUUUGCUUAACUAUGGAUGUAAUUCAUUACAUAUUUGUAAUAUUUGAUUAAUGGAAAUAAACAGAAAUGUAUCACUUA